UUCUUCUUCCUUCUUCUUCGACACGUGGGAGCGGUUCAGUAAACCGAUUGAUUCAGAGUUAGUUCGGUUAAAUUGGAUGGGAAUUUUGGUUUAAUUCGAUUUGAAAUUCAAAUUGAAAAGUAUUAACCUCUCUGGUUUAAUGUUUGAGCUCAACAGCUUCCUUGAUCUUCCAUUACAAUUUCUUCAUCUCAAGCACAUACAUUGCUUACUCCUCACUUCUCCAAUCUUCUACACCCGCCGCGAUCUCUUUUUCUCUCAUCUUCUCCGUCGCUGCUGCACAGCCACAACUCAACUCCGUUACGCUCGUCGUUUAUUAUCUCAAAUCCGAACUCCCAGCAUUCAACUAUGGGAUUCGCUCGUUGGUCACUUCUCCGGUGGGAUUACUCUCAACCCCCGUUUAUCUUUUCUUGUUUAUCUCAAUAUGCGGCGCAACGGUCUCGUCCCUAGCCGCCACACGUUUCCUCCGCUUCUCAGGGUUGUUUUCAAAUUGAGAGACUCGAAUCCGUUUCAGUUUCAUGCUCAUAUAGUGAAAUUCGGAUUGGAAUCGGAUCCAUACGUGAGGAAUUCGUUGAUUUCGGGUUAUUCAAGUUCUGGGUUAUUCGAUUUUGCAAGUCGUGUUUUUGAUGGAACUGAAGAUAAGGACGUGGUUUCUUGGACUGCGAUGAUUGAUGGGUUUGUGAGAAACGGGUUUGCGUCAGAAGCAAUGGCCUACUUCGUGGAGAUGAAGAAUACUGGAACCGCAGCUAAUGAAAUGACUGUUGUGAGCGUCUUGAGCGCUACAGCCAAGGCUGCAGAUGUUCGAUUUGGGAAAAGCGUUCAUGGGUUUUACUUAGAAACAGGAAGAGUGAAAUGUGAUGUGUUCAUAGGGAGUUCUCUGGUGGAUUUUUAUGGGAAAUGUGGUUGCUAUGAUGAUGCCCAGAAAGUGUUCGACGAAAUGCCAAGUAGAAACGUGGUUACUUGGACGGCGUUGAUUGCUGGAUAUGUGCAAGGUCGUUGCUUUGAUAAAGGGCUGUCAGUUUUCGAGGAGAUGAUAGAGAGUGAUGUUGUGCCUAAUGAAAAGACUCUAAGCAUUGUUCUUUCAGCGUGUGCUCAUGUAGGGGCCCUUCACCUAGGAAGAAGGGUGCAUUGUUAUGUGAUUAAGAAUUCGAUUGAGAUAAACACUACAAUGGGAACAACACUGAUUGAUCUUUAUGCCAAGUGCGGGUGUUUAGAGGAAGCUAUAUUGGUUUUCGAGAGACUUCCUGAGAAAAAUGUGUAUACUUGGACUGCCAUGAUUAAUGGACUUGCAGCACAUGGACAUGCAAGAGGCGCAGUUGAUCUCUUUCAGACCAUGUUAAGGAGUCAUACUUCACCAAAUGAAGUUACAUUUAUUGCUGUAUUAAGCGCCUGUGCUCAUGGAGGCCUUGUGGAAGAGGGUCAAAGGCUUUUCCUGAGCAUGAAGGAACGAUUCAAUUUGGAGCCAAGUGCUGAUCACUAUGCGUGUAUGGUUGAUUUAUUUGGAAGAAAUGGUUUGCUAGAAGAGGCAAAGGCUUUGAUAGAGAAAAUGCCAAUGGAGCCAACAAAUGCAGUAUGGGGAGCUCUGUUUGGGUCUUGUUUAAUACACAAAGACUACGAGUUAGGUAAAUACGCAGCCUCCCGUGUGAUUAAGCUGCAAACUAGUCACAGCGGGAGAUACACGCUCUUGGCUAAUUUGUACUCGGAAUCCCAAAACUGGGAUGAAGUUGCUCGGGUUAGAAAGCAAAUGAAAGAUCAACAGAUGGUGAAAUCGCCUGGAUGUAGUUGGAUUGAAGUGAAAUUAGUUUAUCAGAUGUUUUGGAAGAUGAGUUUAUCAGAUGUUUUGGAAGAUUUGACUCCUCAAUCUUGACUUUGGGACCU
Messenger RNA from Capsella rubella, 1875 nucleotides. RefSeq names its product pentatricopeptide repeat-containing protein At1g50270. Gene Ontology annotation, molecular function: RNA binding; protein binding. Bases 140 to 1864 code for a protein of 574 amino acids. The record is from RefSeq and is a predicted model, not a curated record. Lineage: Eukaryota; Viridiplantae; Streptophyta; Magnoliopsida; Brassicales; Brassicaceae. The transcript has a single exon. Gene Ontology annotation, biological process: RNA modification.